Molecule: messenger RNA, 904 nt
Organism: Helianthus annuus (common sunflower)
Lineage: Eukaryota; Viridiplantae; Streptophyta; Magnoliopsida; Asterales; Asteraceae
Exons: 5
Coding region: 221-715 (164 amino acids)
Source: RefSeq, a predicted model, not a curated record
AUACAUAUCUGACCAAACAUACCUUAUCACACACCCCCGUCUCCUCCCUUUCAAAUCUUCAUCCUAAUUCCCCCCAUUCUUUGUCCUGCCACCGUCGGCCGCGGUUUGCCGCUGCAAAAAAAGCCACCAAGUACGACCGUUUUACCUAUUAAAACCAAAACAAAAGAUCAAACAAAGGAGUUGGAUAGGGAAAGUUGAAAAUGUGUAAUGUUUGACUUUAAUGGAGUCAACGAAUUUUGGGUACUUAUGGUCUUGUGAAAAGGGUACUCAGGAAAUUUCUGUUUGUGAUGAACAUUUGAAAAUGAAUCCUGAUAGCUUUCAAGUGGACAUGGAAGCUUUCUCUCAUCUCACCACUAAAGAUGCUACAUUUAAUUCAAGAUUCCAUUUGCCAAGGAGUUUGUCCAGAAAAGGAGAAGAGAAGAAGCUGAGUAAUGCAAGCGUUGACAACGAGGGAGAUGCUAUCUUUUCACCUAAAGGGACCAUCGAACCACAAAGCCACCAUCAAAUAAGCAUCACUACCACGGUUGCUGCCGCCACGGGAACACCGAUGAAAAGCAUACCCAUUGCCAAAAGAUCAAGUAGUUUCAAACACACAUCGAUCAUUAACCCAAGUAGAAUCCUGUUCUUCUUUGCCACAAUGUCAAGCAUAGGAACCAUAAUGCUGAUAUACUUCACUCUCUCCAUGGCCAAGCAUAACAAAGAUAACACUUCCUAGAAUAGUUGCGAAAAUUUAUACGGAAAAAAGUGCUCCAUGUGAAAAAUCUAAGUUACAGGGAAUGCAACUUUUUUUUUUUCCUUUUCAUUUCCUUUAUAGGAUGUUGUAGAUCUAAAUAUGAGUUUAUUCCCUUUAAAUUGUUAACUUUUAAAAGUAAUGUUAUUUGUACCUUUUCUUGAUAUUGAAUUA